AAAUAAAAUUGUCAACGAAUCAAACUCUUGUGAUACCAAGAUCAACACUACCAUUGCAAAAGAAAUCAUCAAGAUCAGAGCCAAAAUUAAUAAUGAUCUUACUGCAAAAAUAAAUUUUUGUGAUGCUAAUUAUACAACGGAAGCACAAAAUAUCAUUACCAUGAUUAAUGAUGUAUAUGAGAAAUAUAACAAAAUCAAACAGGUUCUAGAAACUUACUAUAAUAAUUUUAAUCAAAUUGUUAAUGAAUUUGAAACAAUCAAAAGAACUAUUACAACACUCCAAGACGAAAUCAAUCAAUGA
Messenger RNA from Dentiscutata heterogama, 301 nucleotides. Lineage: Eukaryota; Fungi; Glomeromycota; Glomeromycetes; Diversisporales; Gigasporaceae. The record is from the annotation of a GenBank genome assembly.